Messenger RNA from Durusdinium trenchii, 2972 nucleotides. The record is from the annotation of a GenBank genome assembly. NCBI's taxonomy places the organism in Eukaryota, Dinophyceae, Suessiales, Symbiodiniaceae.
CUUCGCGCGGACCCCAAGCGCUCGACCUCGCGCGGUCGACCUCGCCGCGGCGGCGUCGCAGCGGAAGCAGCCAUGGCGGUGAUGCACAUGGCACGACAUGCCAUGCCUCAUGGAGUUGAUGUGCGGCCAGCCUCACCCAUGUAUUUGACUCCUCGGUCGCAUUCGCCGCACGCGCACCUGCGGAAUCUCAUGGUGCCUCCAGGGCAGAUGAUGACCCAGACGCAGCCAGCUGCUUUGCAGCUGGGGCAGGUGGGUUCGAUGCCUGCGCCUGCCAUCGCUGCAGCGGUGGCGAACUUGAUCAGCAAUGCCAAUGCCAGUCUUCGUGACGAGGGCCGGGGCGGCUGUGCGGGAACCUCCCCGCAGGAGGCGGAGAAGGACCGGUCCAUGGAGGAGACCAUGAAACCCUUGUCCCAGAUCUACAACGAUCGCACGACCGGGCUGAUGGGGUGCCCCUUGACCGUGCCCAAGUACUCCCAGCGCUUGAAGCACUCGGAGAGCCCCCCACCCGAGCGGCGGCGCGUCAGCCCUCGCCCCGCACCACAGAAGGACUUCGACCGAGCAUGGGAGCGAUGUCAUCAAGACCUUUAUGAGGAUGCCUUUGCACGGCAGCAGCGGCUGCGGGACAUGCAGUCCUAUGUGAAGCAGAUGGAGGAGGAUAAUCACAAGGACCGCAUGAUGAAGUGUCAAGAAGGCAUUAAGCAGCGGCGGCGGUAUUACAGGGGCCGUGCGGUGGAGAACAGUCACCUGGAGCGCGAAGAGGAGAACUUGCGACGGCGGCAGGAGCAUCAAGCCAGGUCGCUGCAGGAGCAGCGGAUGCGAGAGCUGGAUGAGCUCAGAGGCUGCACCUUUCGGCCCUGCUUGGUGAAGAAGCUGAACUCGUCGCCCACCACGCCACGCCUGGGAGAGCGCCCACCAGGCUCUUCUCCUCGACGUUUGCGCUUGGGAGCCACUACAGACGAUGUGGGCAGCGUCAGCGGCUACAGCGUGGAGUACACCACCACGCGGCUGCAGAACCUCGUGGAGGCUCAGCAGGAUGCCUAUGCAAAGCUCCAAACAUUGGCGGAAGAAGAAGGCCCCUUGAAGGAGCGCCUCCGCGGCAUUCAUGGGGAGCUCCAUGAACGCAUCCAACGGGAGGAGACCCAACGCGUGGUGAGCAUGCUGCAAGAUGCAGACUCGGGAUCCUCAUCACAGAAGGAUCUAGUCCAGCGUGUCCGAGACAUGGUGGCCCAGGGACAGGACCCCGAGAAAGCCCAGCAGCAGAUCGUGGAGGAGCUGGUGCUCCAGUCACAGGACGAGGUGCGUCGCCGCGUGAUGGAGCACUUCGGGCCACUGCGCUUGGAGGCGGAGGGGGAGCUCUAUAGCCGGCAACUGUCGGUGGCUCAUGAGCUGGAGUCUUUGGAGGCGAAGGCCAUCGCUCUCCAUGGGGGCACGCUCUGCGAAGAGGCGAAGCUGAUGGGCUUUGAUUUCAACUUGGCAGCACAGGUGCGGCAGAACCUGCGACAGGUCGGUUUGCCACGCAUGAGUUCGGCGAUGUCGCGCGUCGACUCCAGCGUCAGCAGCCAGGUGGAGGUGGCACGCGCACCCUCGACGGGGCGGAUGCCCAAGGUGGACAGCCCGGGUUCGCCGUGGCGUGGCGCGCGGAACCCUGCGGCCGACUCCACGACCGCGCCAGAGGCCGAGAGCUUGGAGAGUCCCCGCGCGGCGCCGCUGGCGGCGCAGCACGCGCAGGCGACGGCGCAAGCGCUGCAGGGCGCCUUACGGAAGGCGGACUCCUCGCCCGUCAGGAGGCUGCAGCUUGGGCAGCGGGUGAUUUUGCCCAACGGAAUGGUGGCCGUGGCCAUGCCGUCACAGGUAGCCCAAGCAGAGGCCGUUCAGGCCGGUGGUGUGGGCUCGCCGCGGCGGUUGAUGCACAUGAUGACGGCGCCCUUACCCUCCAAGGUCGAGUCCCCUCGAAUGGAGGCAGAUGGCUCGCCACGGCGGCUUCAGAUGUCCAAGUCCCAGGAGUUCUCCCCUCGACGCUCGCAAACGCUGAGCUCACUACAGGAGGCAGAUGCCUCACCACGGAGACGAGUUCAAAUGUCGACCCCAGAGGUGGAAAUCAUCCCCGAUGGAAGCGCUCCGGGAGCUCAGGCCGAAAGCAUCAGCCCUCGACAAAGUAUGGCCAGUUUGGCCUCCUUGGGCAGCUACCAGGCACCACCCUCGGGGGCGACUAGCCCUUUGCAACAAAGCCGUGAAAGCCAGAUCUUGGUGAACAAGGUCUUAAGCGCCGCCAGCAGUCGCGCUGACAUGCAGGUGGCCGUUCAAGCCGUCCAAUCAACGGCCAGCCUCGCCGAGAAGGAGCCUCCCGACCACCCGGCGGCUCCCGCCGCCCAGCUUCCCAACGGCUGGAUCCGGAGAGAUCCAGAGGCUGAUGCGCCUGGUGCCAGCUUGGGUGGCAUUGCCAGGCAGUUCUUAGCCCAAAGCCAGCCUCAGCUGCCACCGGCACAGCCUGCGCAGGUGCAACACGCGCAGCCGUUGCCCUUCGCCUCCUCCGUGCCCACGCCGCGGCCGCUCCCGCCCGGCAUGGCCGCCAGCUCCGUCAUGCCCCAGAUGGGCCCCUGUGGCAUGCCACAGGUCGGCUCCAUGACGCUUCCUGCGAGGCCGGUGCCGAUGAUGAGGCCGGCGCAAGCCAUGCAGUCGAUGCCACAGAUGCCGAUGCAGGCGAUGACGAUGGGCCAAUUGAACUCGCCACGGCUAGCACCACAGAUGCAGAUCAGACCUCCACUGAGGCCGAUGGUGCCCAUGGUGCGACCCAUGUGAGCAAGCGGCCGCUGACAGCGGCUGCGGUGGUGGUGGGCAAGCGGCCCAUAUGCCAUCUCAAUCAUUGGUGGUCAUUGAAGGCCUGUGCGAGCUUGGUGCCCCCAACCUAGAUCUACCCAUGAGCCAUGGCAGAACGGACCUGCCGCCACUAGCAUUGACAAGUCCGCGUUGGC